AUCCAAUCCAUGACUUUGAUAUGUAGAUACAAGCUUGCCAAGACUCCUCCAAACUCCUCUCCCUUCCAUAUCCUCCUCAAUUUGCCAGAGUUGCCUCUUUAGCAAUUAAAAACUAGCUAGAUAUAGAGAGAGAAAAUGAAUCAAACUGAGUACCAUAGCCAAAACCAACAAACCUUGACUCAUAGUUACUACAUGUACAACUCCAUAGACAAUCAGCUUCUGAAAAAAGCUACCAAGUUUUUGCUUUCAGUUUCUGUUGUUACUUUCUGCAUUCCCAACUCAUCUUUGCUUUCAUGCCUCCAUUCCCUCAACUUCUACUUCUCCACAUUCCCUUACCAGCUUUUCACCCACACCAUUGACAAGAACUGCAUGUUCCUCAUCUGCAAUUUGCUCUUGGUUGUCCUUGCAAAAUGCUCUGGCUUAAUCCGGUCCCCGUCCCAGUCUCAUCGUACUAAUGAUGAAACCACCUUCAAGAAUAGAGAAGGUGGUUCCGGGUUCGAAUCGCCAAUGUUAGAGACUGAAGAACCAGCUAUGCAGAAGGAAGAUGUUAAAGUGGAAAGUAUGGAGUCAGCAGAACAUGUUGCUGCAGAAAAAGGACAACAAAGUGAGUCCUUGAUCAACCAAGUAGAAACAGAUGCAGAGAAAGCAGCUGAAGAAUAUAAAGAUCAAAAGGAGCAAAAACCAGAAAAUGAGUUUAUAGUCUCGGAAGAAGAAGAAGAAGAAAAUGGAACACUUGCUGAAGAAGAUGAAGAUGGAAAUGGCACUGAAGAAUUAAACAAGAAAUUUGAAGAUUUCAUUAGAAGAAUGAAGGAAGAAUUGAGGAUUGAAGCACAAAGACAACUAAUCAUGGUUUAAUUAGUGUUUUAAUUAGUAUGUUUGUGAUAAAUACUUCCUUCUUUACUCAUUCAUAAUUAAUUUUCAUUAUGUUAAUUA
Molecule: messenger RNA, 933 nt
Organism: Prunus persica (peach)
Lineage: Eukaryota; Viridiplantae; Streptophyta; Magnoliopsida; Rosales; Rosaceae
Product: AT-rich interactive domain-containing protein 4B
Exons: 1
Coding region: 136-855 (239 amino acids)
Source: RefSeq, a predicted model, not a curated record